Messenger RNA from Triticum urartu, 900 nucleotides. RefSeq lists its product as uncharacterized. The record is from RefSeq and is a predicted model, not a curated record. Lineage: Eukaryota; Viridiplantae; Streptophyta; Magnoliopsida; Poales; Poaceae.
CCUUCUUUCCACUGUCGCCGCACUCGUCCCCGCACCGCCGUCGUCCACCGUCCUCCCGUCUCCGCCGCGACGCCACCCCGUCAGGUCUCUCUCCCUCUCCCUCUAUAGAACCACCUACUAGAACCCUAUCCAUCUUCCUUCUCGUAGCCGCAGCCGCAGUCGCGCGCGCGGGGCGGGGCUCGCUUCGCUUCCUUCUGGAUCGGCUGUGGGUUCGCUGGGGGGUGGAUUGUGUUUGGAACUCCAGCAGGCAUCGGUAGCUGCGUUGUGGUCGUCUAAAUGAGGUGCCCUGAAGCCUGAAGCGGGCCUCCAGCUUCGGCACCGGCGAGAGACAUGGCGGCGGCGGCGGCGAAGGAGGCGGACAUGAAGAAGAUGGAGCUUAUGAAGGAGGUAAGAGCGCACCAAGUGGCAAUCGGCGAGCUCAACAGCCUGCCUCCAUCCAGGGCCGCGUACCAGAAGACCUGCAACAUCUUCUUCCGCAAGGACAUCAAAUCCGCCGUCGCAUCCCAACAGAAGCAACUUGAUACUGCAAAGGCGAAGCUGCAGAAGCUGGAUCAGGCAUCAUGAAGGUUCACCGCAGAGAUUUGAAAUUGCAGCUGCAACUAUGCUGAUUCAUCCACCUCCAUGAAUCGAUCCUCUCUAAUCAAGUGUCUUAGUAGUGCUAGACAACAUGCAACUUUUAUAUAUAGCUUUCCGUGUAACAGUUGUGUCGUUUCAAGCUGGUUGCUAGUUAUGGGUGCGAGACAAAUCAUUUCCUUAUGAACAUGGAGACUGGAUAUGGGACUGUAGCGCCAUCGUGCUGUGCUUUGACAAUUACUCCCUCUGUAAACUCAUAUAAGGUCUUUCAGAUCACUUGUGUGGUGAAUUACUAAAUUCAGGUGGAGUCUUGUGUGGGACUUGUCA